Messenger RNA from Phragmites australis (common reed), 1537 nucleotides. Its product is annotated as (DL)-glycerol-3-phosphatase 2-like. Lineage: Eukaryota; Viridiplantae; Streptophyta; Magnoliopsida; Poales; Poaceae. Bases 106 to 855 code for a protein of 249 amino acids. Gene Ontology annotation, molecular function: sn-glycerol 3-phosphatase activity. The transcript has 6 exons. The record is from RefSeq and is a predicted model, not a curated record. Gene Ontology annotation, biological process: glycerol biosynthetic process.
UCGGCAGGAGAUUGGAGUAGCGCUGACCAAUCAUCACACGAGAUCCCCACAAAGAACAACCGUCCUUUCAGAUCUCUCAUCUCUCCCGCCCCAUAACGCGCGCCAAUGCCAUCCGUCUGCGCCGACGAGGGGACUCCCGCGGCGGCCGCGCUGCCCAGGGCCUCCAUCUCGCACGUAAUCUUCGACAUGGACGGCCUCCUCCUCGACACGGAGGGGUUCUACACGGAGGUGCAGGAGAAGAUCCUCGCGAGAUACGGCAAGGUGUUCGACUGGGCCAUCAAGGUAAAGAUGAUGGGCAAGACGACUGCCGAGUCAACGCGCAUCUUCUUCGAGGAGUGCGGCCUCACCGGCCUGCUCACCCCGGAGCAAUUCCUCGAGGAGCGCGAGAGCAUGCUCAAGGAGCUCUUACCCUCCUGCACUGCACUGCCAGGUGUACUACGCUUGAUCCAUCAUCUCCAUGCCAAUGGAAUACCAAUAGCUGUUGCAACUGGAACCCAGAAACAUCACUUUGCACUGAAGACACAAAAGCACCAGGAAAUGUUUUCCCUGAUGCAUCAUGUUGUUACGGGGGAUGAUGCCGAAGUGAAGGCUGGCAAGCCAUCGCCUGAUAUUUUCCUUGCCGCUAUGAGGAGGUUUGAGGCAUUGGAAUUGACCCACAAUGUGGAACCCAGUAAUUGCUUGGUUUUUGAAGAUGCACCAUUGGGUGUUUCAGCAGCUAAAACUGCUGGAAUGUACGUGGUGAUGGUCCCAGAUCCAAGGCUUGAUGUUUCAUAUCACAAAGGAGCUGACCAAGUUCUCAGUUCAUUGUUGGAUUUCAAACCUAGCGAAUGGGGCUUGCCACCUUUUAAAGUUUAGACAACUUUCGUACAGAGAUAUCAAAUGUUGGGAGUGUGAGUAAGAUAUACCACAUCCUUAUGUUGUGUUUCAGCAUAUGCCACUCCAAGGUCCCAGUGCCAUUGGUGAGACGUUGUAGCGUACGUUCUAAAAUUCAACUAAGACGAGUGGCAUAUACUAAAAAAAUAAAUAGAAAGAAAGAAAAACUCUUGUCUAGGCAUGCUCGCAUAGGCAGGCGUUACUGAACAUUUGCUGCUGCUGCUGCUUCUGCUAGUUUAGAGUAUUUUUAAAAUUCAUCAUUCAUAUGUGAUUCCUAUAUUUUAUUAGCAGAAAAUUCGAUUGAUAUUAGAACUAAUGAUAACACUUUGAGAGUGCCUUUUGUUCUGUGACAGCAAAUAUUAUGAACUCUCCUUCAAUAGAGAAUCUUCCGUUACUGCAAUAUCUGCUUAAACCUGCCAUUUACUUUUCUUUUCUUUUCAAAUGAGAAAACUUUUUAUAUGAUCACUCUAAUUGGUAUUCACCUUAUGUACUCGUAGAGAAAAAAAAUACUUUUGAGAUUUCCAUUUCUUUGGUGUUAAGGAAAAGAUUUGUACCGGUUUGUCAAAGCUUGAGCAAUGCUCCUCUCAUCCAUUAGUUUGGAGGAGGGAGACUACAAAUAUCCGAGAUAGGAAUAGGGGACAUCAUGAUAUAGGAAGGCUUGUAG